Messenger RNA from Phragmites australis (common reed), 1885 nucleotides. Its product is annotated as GTP-binding protein ERG-like. The record is from RefSeq and is a predicted model, not a curated record. Bases 57 to 1361 code for a protein of 434 amino acids. Gene Ontology annotation, biological process: ribosomal small subunit assembly. Lineage: Eukaryota; Viridiplantae; Streptophyta; Magnoliopsida; Poales; Poaceae. Gene Ontology annotation, molecular function: rRNA binding; GTP binding; ribosomal small subunit binding. The transcript is spliced from 9 exons.
AAAUACCCCUCCCUUAAACCCUCCGCCUCCGCCGCCGCCUCUCCUCCUCCGCCGCCAUGCGCCGCUUCCUCCGAGCCCUCCGCCCGCUCCAAACCCUAUCCAUAACCCCCGCCCCCGCCGUACCCGCCCCACUCCGCCUCCUCUCCUCCACCUCGGCGGCCGCGUCCUCGGACUCCGACUCCGUCCCCUCCCCCGCCCCCGCCGCGGACGCCGACUUCGACAGCGUCGACUACGCCCUCCCCACCCCGGGCUCCGCCCCCUCGCGCAACAACCCUGUCGCCGCGCUAAGGAAGCUCCGGUUUGACCCCUCCCUCCGCGCGCGCGCCGACGAAGCGCUCUUCAGUAAGGGGCUGGACGGGGCGGCCGUGGGGGAGGAGGAGGAGGAGCGGUCGCGGGACGUGGCGCUUGCGCUGCUCGAGGCGGCGCUGGAGCCACCCGACGAGGAUGGCGACGAAGGCCCCGGGGAGGUCAGGGAGGAGGACCAGAUGUCGCUAUCUGUUGGGAUCGUUGGCGCGCCCAACGCCGGCAAGUCCUCUCUCACCAACACCAUGGUUGGGACGAAAGUGGCUGCAGUCUCCCGCAAGACAAAUACUACGACUCAUGAAGUUUUGGGGGUGCUGACAAAAGGGAAAACCCAGAUAUGCUUCUUUGACACCCCAGGGCUCAUGUUAGGGCACCAUGGAUUUCCUCAUAGGGAUGUCACGGUUCGUGUGGAGAGUGCCUGGAGCUCAAUUAACCUCUAUGAUCUACUAAUAGUCAUGUUUGAUGUCAACAGGCAUCUUAAAAUGCCUGAUUCACGAGUUAUAAAGUUAGUCAAACGUUUGGGAGCUGAGGUAAACCCAAACCAGAGGCGUAUAUUAUGCAUGAAUAAGGUUGACCUGGUGGAAGACAAAAAAGACCUACUUAAAGUUGCAAAGGAAUUUGAAGGUCUUCCUGGAUAUGAAAGGUACUUCAUGGUAUCUGGACUAAAAGGCAAGGGAGUGAAAGACCUUGUACAGUACUUGAUGGACCAGGCAGUACAAAGAUCUUGGGAUGAAGAACCAACUGUGAUGACUGAAGAGGUUAUGAAAUCCAUAUCGCUGGAGGUUGUGCGAGAGAAGAUGUUGCAUCACAUUCAUCAAGAAAUCCCCUAUGUAAUUGAGCAUCGUUUGAUGGAUUGGAAGGAGCUAAAGGAUGGUUCUCUUAGGGUGGAGCAGCACUUCAUUACACCAAAGCAAAGCCAACGUCAGAUUCUUGUUGGAAAAAAUGGCUCUAAGAUUGGGAGAAUUGGUAUUGAAGCCAACGAAGAACUGAGGUCCAUAUUCAAGAGAGAUGUCCAUCUAAUUCUCCAAGUUAGAGUUGCUAAAAAGAGGAGUGCUUGAACAGAAUUUAUUGCGCCUGUAUAGACUGCUGAUCUGAGAACUGCAGUACAGUGCUGGCAGAAUGCAUUCACGAGACAUUUGAUUAGACAGCCGGUGCUUUGAUACAACUUCCGCUCGAAUCAAGGCACUAAACUGUGCCCAAACAUGCGGAGUAUGAGAUGUGAUUAUGAUAAUAAGCUAGCUCAGCAAUAUUUUGCAUGAUCUAGCGGACAAGGAAAUGGCUCGCAAAGUGGUGAGCUGCUGCACACUCGGCUUAUGUUGUUCGUGAUAUAGAUACAUCUGUACUAGACUACUGCUAUCAUUUUACUUUCUUUCUGGUUCGAAACUUCAAAUAGCUCCUCCUCUGAUGUCUGUAUCUUGAUAGAUGCUUGUCACACUGUUGUAAUAACCUGAUGACCAGUCUGGUCGUCUUCAGGAUGCUGUCGAAGACAAAAUUUGCUAGUUCCACUGUGAUCUUUACUCCUGUUGUUCCUGCAUGUUUGGAACAGCAGAAAAUUUGGAAGGAAUUAUGUGUGGCUUGACAA